Messenger RNA from Entelurus aequoreus (snake pipefish), 2044 nucleotides. It is a transcript of the gene retreg3, whose product is annotated as reticulophagy regulator family member 3. Lineage: Eukaryota; Metazoa; Chordata; Actinopteri; Syngnathiformes; Syngnathidae. Gene Ontology annotation, biological process: reticulophagy. The record is from RefSeq and is a predicted model, not a curated record. The coding region runs from base 96 to 1589 and encodes 497 amino acids. The transcript is spliced from 10 exons.
UGGUCGAGAGAGGGCUGACAAAAACAGCUUACGCCAUAUUUCAGUGGGACGACAAGAGCUUGAGACGUGUACAAAAAUGCUUAAAUAACACCAAGAUGGCGCAAAUGGAUGCUCUUGAAGACGCGUCCUCGAUCGAUACCAAGCCGGGUACGAGUAUCGCCGGCCCGCUGCGAAGUCGACCGUGCUCCAGCGAGAGGGACGCCCAGGUGAGGGACGUCCAAGCCGCCCUGCAGUCCCAGCUGGGGCCCUACGAGCGGCUGCUGACCUACCUGCAGUCGGUGCUGGUGUGGGAGAGACCCUUCCAGUGUGUGCUGCUCUACCUGCUGGUCAAUGUGCUCUUCUGGUUCUUUGCGCUGACAUCGCUACGUCUGUUGUUCCUGCUGGCUUCCGGUCUCGCUCUGCUGGUCUGUGUCGACACCUGGAAGAACCAGAUCUGGCCCAAGUUUCGAGCUAAAAGCGCGGAUGAAUUCGAAAGCGAAAGCUUACAUGGUAUACGUUUGUGUAGCUGGGGCCUGGUGCAGCCCGGCGUCCUCAGCGUGCCAGAGCUGUGCCACCACGUCGCCGAGGCCUGGGUCAGCGGGUUGGUUCUCGCAUCCAGCGCCUUGCAGUUCAAGCGACACAACCCCGGCAAGUUUUGCAUCCUGACCUGCAGCCUCUUUUCCUGUUUUGCCACGACGGGACGCUACAUUCCCGGAUUGGUGCUCUCCUACUUAACCGUGCUGGCAAUGCUGCUGGCCCCUCUGGUGGCCUACCACAGGCUGUUUCAGCGUGUGCUCGUGAAGCUGGACCCGGUCCUGCAGUGGCUGGACUUCAGCGGUCAUGGGUAUAUGAUGUCAAAGCCCUUUGACAACCAGUUCCUGCGCUUGCCUCUGCAUAGCGUCCUCUCGAGGGAAGGCAGUGACAGUGAGGAGGAGCUGGCGGAAUUCUGUCCAAAGUUUGACGACCUUAUAGUCACAAAGGAACUUGACUUGACCGACUCGGAGCACUCUGAUGCUGAAAUUUCCUACACUGACAACGGAACAUUUAACCUAUCCAGAGGCCCGACGCCGCUGACAGAGGGCUCUGAAGAUCUGGACAGACACAGUGACGCCGAGGAGUCCUUCGCUCAGGAUCUCACCGAUUUCCCCUCCAUUAACCCUGACGCCACCCUGAUGGACGACGACGACGACACCAGCAUCGGUCUGCCGAGCCACCGUGCCUCCGUGCUGGAUGUGGACGCUCACCUGGACUCUGACCAGGACGAUCUGGACUCUGAAGUCUCCCUCAGCAGCCUGACGACCGCCCCCAACUUCACGGGCGACCUGGCCGGGGUCAUCGCCAGCAACAUGAUCCAGGCUGCGCUGGUGAGCGCCAUGCAGCCCCGACGCCCCAGCGCCCACCGCAGGCAAGCCCCCCCGAGGGCGGGCACCCACCAUCGGAGCCACCGCAAACAGUCCAGCUCGGAGAUGGACACGGACUUGGACACGGAGGACUUUGAAAUGCUGGAUCAGUCUGAACUGAGCCAGAUGGAUCCCCUCGGAGAAGGGGCAGGACGGGGGCAGAGUCAGGGGUCCAACUUCCUGUCCAGCCUGCUGGGUAAACAACAGUAACAAUGUGUUUUAGAAAUUGUAUUAUUUGAGUUUCGCCUUUGUAGUCAGCUUUAAUCACUGUGAACCCCACCGCCCCCCCGUUGUUAUUCAUCAUCAGUCCUCCAGCUGAGCAACAGUAACUAUUGAUAUAAUAAUCAAUGAGCAUCUUUUUUGAGCCAUGCCCUCAUCGCUUUCCAAGUCUUUCUCAAGGAGGUCUAGACAAAAUAGGGCUAUUUAUGAACUUUGGGACCAAAUCCCACAUUCCCAUUGGAGCCAUCCAUGUUGCGGUCCCCACAUACAUCUUUUAUUCCUCUACAAAAUAUUGCAUAACUUGUGCUGCUGAUUUGACUUUUUAGUUAACUGCUGGUUUCCAAAGUUGAACUUGAUUCAUAUCUAAUUUUAGAAGACAAUCUUGUUAGGUUUGACACAUGUGAAAUAUUAUUUACAUGGACAUCUCAAUAAAUUAGAAUAUUGAU